This is a messenger RNA of Colletotrichum spaethianum, 1017 nucleotides long. RefSeq names its product peroxisomal biogenesis factor 19. NCBI's taxonomy places the organism in Eukaryota, Fungi, Ascomycota, Sordariomycetes, Glomerellales, Glomerellaceae. Gene Ontology annotation, biological process: protein import into peroxisome membrane. The coding region runs from base 1 to 1017 and encodes 338 amino acids. The transcript is spliced from 4 exons. Gene Ontology annotation, cellular component: peroxisome; peroxisomal membrane. The record is from RefSeq and is a predicted model, not a curated record.
AUGGAGAAGGAUAGUAGCGCAGCCGGCGCUGGGAAGACGGGAGAGGCAAAGCCGACGGCCCCAAUAGUCGAGGAGAAGCGGCUAGCGGAUGCGGCCGACGAUGUGCCUGAUCCAGACGAGGAUGAUUUGGACGACUUGGAUGACAUGCUCGACGACUUCGCCGCGGUGAACGUGGACACCAAGAAACCCGAGCAGCCAGCUGCGCCUUUUGCGACUGGCCCCGGAAAGCCCGCGACGGCUACCGAGGAUGGGGCCGAUGACAAGACGCUGGAGGACAUGCUUUCUUCCGACGACUUUGCAAAGCAGCUUCAGGCUGGCAUGGCUGACUUGAUUGGCGAGUUUGAGAAAAACCCAGAAAUGCAGGCGCAAUUUGACAACGUCUUCAAGCAAAUCAGCGCCGCUGCAGGGGAAGCUGAAUCUUCUCAGGGGCCAGCCACAACAUCAGCCCCCUCUCGGCCAGUUUCUUCCUCCGGCAAAGCCCCGGCCUCAGACCCGAUCGCCGACGGUUCCUUCCAAGAGACAAUCAAGAAGACGAUGGAGCGCAUGCAAGCGUCAGGGCAGCAGGCGACGGCAGCGGCGGCAGAAUCUUCAACCGAAGACUUCCUUGCUGAGAUGAUGAAGCAGCUCGGAGAGGGCAACAUGGAAGGCGGCGGCGGCAACGAGGAGGAAUUCUCGAAGAUGCUCAUGGGCAUGAUGGAACAGCUUACCAACAAGGAGAUCUUGUACGAGCCCAUGAAGGAGCUCAACGAUAAGUUCCCCGAGUGGUUCGAAAAGAACCGCGAGAAGACGCCCGCGGAAGACCUCAAGCGGUAUGAGGACCAACAGGCUUUGGUCAAAGAGAUCGUGGCCAAGUUUGAGGAGAAGACAUACGCAGACUCCAACGCAGCGGACAGAGAAUACAUCGUCGACAGGAUGCAAAAGAUGCAAGCCGCCGGGUCACCUCCGUCAGAUUUGGUUGGCGACAUGCCAUCGGCACAGGAAGCGUUCAACCCAGAUGAGAGUUGUAAUCCGCAAUAA